Molecule: messenger RNA, 1562 nt
Organism: Caenorhabditis angaria
Lineage: Eukaryota; Metazoa; Nematoda; Chromadorea; Rhabditida; Rhabditidae
Source: the annotation of a GenBank genome assembly
AUGGGGAAAGGCGGUGAUUUCUAUGCUGUCGCGCGCGGGAAAUCGGUUGGAAUUUAUAGAAGUUGGGCCGACUGUUCGGAACAAGUUAAGGGAUUUCAAAAUGCCAGGUUCGUCAUUUUUUAUAGAAAUUUUUGAAUAUUGAGUGAAAAAUUUGAUUUAGGAAAUGUAUUCAGAUUCAAAAAAUUCCCGACAGAAAGUGAAGCUAGGAAAUUCAUUGCGGAUAAUUUGAGUGUUCCGGGAGGAGGAGCAUCGACUUCAAAUUUUUCAUCGAAAAAUGUGGCGAAUUCUGGAAGACCUGCAAAAAGAUCGAUUUCGAAAAAUGACGACAGUUUGCGAGAAGUUGAAGAAAAACGAGCGAAAAUUGAGUGAGUUUGGAAUGGAUUUUUUGGAAAACUUCUACUGACUUUUCGUGUUCUAAAUUUUACGUGAUAAAUUUAUUAGUUCAUCACAUUUUUAAUUAUAAAAUAAUUUCCAUAAAUACACCAACAUCUCAGAAUUUUCUCAAUCAAAAAUAAAGUGUUUAGUUUCAAAACUUUUGAUUAUAAAAUGGUCGUUCAAAAAACAAAUCAAAAUAAUUGCUGAAAAAAAUUAUCUUUAAAAUUUUUGAAACGUAUUCCAUCAGGCAAAUCUAUUAUAUUUUUAAGGAUUCAUGUCCAGUAAAUAAAUCAGUUCAAAAAUUGAAAAGUUUUCAAUUAGCAUUUUUUGAAACGUAUUUUCACAGUAAAAUGUUUUCUAUAAAUUCGAAAAUUUCUUUUUAAAAGUGUCCAUCGAAUUUUUUGCAUAAAAAUUACAAUUUGUUUUGAAUUUUAAAUUGUUUGAAACCUAUCUUUCACUUGAUUUUUUUUUCAUAUUUUCAGCCAAACCGAUUUCACAAUAGUUUAUACUGAUGGUGCUUGUUCAAAUAAUGGACGAGAAAAUGCAAAAGCUGGAUGGGGAGUUUAUUGGGGAGAUGAUAAUUUGGAUAAUUCAUAUGGUCCGGUUUAUGGAGAACCAACAAAUAAUCGAGGAGAACUUAUUGCAGUUGAGAAAGCAUUGGAAACUGUGAGUUUUUUUUUUGAGAAUUAAUCAAUAACCUUUAUCGAACAAAAUCCCAGAUUCCUUUUGUUUUUGAAAUAGUGGAAUUUAAAUGAAAAUUUUAAUAUUUUUGACAUGUCAAAACUGUUCAUUACUCGAAAAAAUGUUUUUGUAAAAACAAUGUUUCAACUCUUAAAAAUUACCCAGUAUUUUUGCAGGCUAUCAAACGAGGAAUCAAAAAAGUUCUCGUCAAAACCGACUCGAAUCUUCUCAUUCAAUCACUCGAUAAAUGGAUAUUAGGAUGGCGAAAAAAAGGAUGGAAAACGGCUGAUGGAAAACCUGUCAAAAAUCGAGAUCUGCUGGAAAAAAUUGACAAAUUGAGAGGAGAACUUGAGGUAUUUUUGUGGUGUUUUUGUUGCUGUUUUCACAAUAGUGUUUCUCGAUUCUAGGUUCAAUUCGAGCAUGUUCGCGGGCAUUGCGGAAUUGAUGGAAAUGAAAAAGCGGAUGAAUUGGCUAGAAAAGGUGCACAAAUGUAUACAAAAUUUUAG